Molecule: messenger RNA, 1328 nt
Organism: Batrachochytrium dendrobatidis JAM81
Lineage: Eukaryota; Fungi; Chytridiomycota; Chytridiomycetes; Rhizophydiales
Exons: 1
Coding region: 9-839 (276 amino acids)
Biological process (GO): regulation of DNA-templated transcription
Molecular function (GO): DNA-binding transcription factor activity, RNA polymerase II-specific; zinc ion binding
Source: RefSeq, a predicted model, not a curated record
UUGCCGAUAUGCCCUCACAAAUAUACAUGAACUCUGUUCCACAGUCUUUAGGCCAAAUCAAUCCUCAGAUGAUCCAUCCAGGAAAUUUAGCCUAUGCGCAGGAUCCAGAAACUAAAACAAUACAGAAGAUCCGAUUUCAGAAAAAAUCAGAGCAGCUAUCCCAACACUCUUUACAUUGUCUACAGUCUUCAGCGCCAUCUUCUAAUGCAGCUACAACUGCCACAUUGUUUGGAUCGCCGCCACUAUCAGCUACAACAUCUCUAGACUCCCCCACAUCUUGUUCUUCUCCCGAGUCUUCAACUCAAGAAUCACCUGCACCGCUUUCCAAGUCGGCUCCUAUAAAAUCGGUUGUAGUUUCUGAUGAGCGUGGUCAUCCACAACGCAAGAGUAGUCGUGGUAGAUCUAGUGCUCCACGCGGACGACGACACUCUGGCAUGCGUGGUUCAGCUAAACGCAUGAACGCCACAACCCGUUCAUCCAACAAUCCUCUCUUUGAGUCUACUCUUGAUUUUCCCACCUUGUCUUCAUCCAUUUCCACCACUGCCUCACUCAAGCCUACUCUUUCAGGUGCCAUGGUUCACAAUGGUCGCCGCGUUCAAGUCAAGGUCGCCUGUGUAAAUUGCAAAUCCGCGUGUAAACGCUGUGAUAGCCAACGGCCGUGCGCUCGAUGUGUUCGAAUCGGCAAACAUGAUACAUGCACAGAUGCUCCACGCAAAGAGCGGCGUGCAAGCGUUCCACAUGAGACGGAUCAAUCUUUGUCAAGAAGAGCUUCAAUUGCAUGCACUGGUAUUGGUGCCGAAACUUUGCAUGCCACUGCCGUUCGGUUUGAUGAUGUCUAAGCUGAAGCAAGUGAUCAAAAUGAGUUGGAUGGAAAUUGUAAAUUCAAUCUUACAUCCAACUCUAACUCUACACCAUUCAUGUAAUUCUCUAUUUUUGGAGUACUAAUCCAUUCAAACAUUCUACUCUUAUACUCAUUAAGAUGAAAAUCACUUUUUGAGUUUAGAUCUUCCUGUUAUCACUUUUUAAUCGUAAAGUUUUUUUGCAUUUAAUUCCAUCUACGCUUGAUGUGCAAAAACUACUUUCUGUAAUUAUUUUCCCUCACUAUAGUUUGAUUAAUGUUGGAGCCUUUAUCAUUAUUGUCUAGCAUUUGUUUUUUGGAUGGUAUAAUCCCUUUUUGUUCUAGUUUUAUUAUUUUUACCCACUUUUUCAUUUUUACCUUGAUUUUUUUGGACACGGCUGUUGAAAGGUUAUUUUAUUUUUUCUCGAUCCCUAGGCGCUAUUCACGAGCCAUACCUAUUUUAUUGAAUAAACCUUAAAUUUUUGGAAAU